Messenger RNA from Myotis davidii, 2561 nucleotides. It is a transcript of the gene CNIH3, whose product is annotated as cornichon family AMPA receptor auxiliary protein 3. NCBI's taxonomy places the organism in Eukaryota, Metazoa, Chordata, Mammalia, Chiroptera, Vespertilionidae. Gene Ontology annotation, cellular component: dendrite; synapse. The transcript has 6 exons. Gene Ontology annotation, biological process: regulation of AMPA receptor activity; vesicle-mediated transport. The record is from RefSeq and is a predicted model, not a curated record. Bases 14 to 496 code for a protein of 160 amino acids.
CCGGCCGCCGGCCAUGGCCUUCACUUUCGCCGCUUUCUGCUACAUGCUCUCCCUGGUGCUGUGCGCUGCGCUCAUCUUCUUCGCCAUCUGGCACAUCAUUGCCUUCGAUGAGCUGAGGACAGAUUUUAAGAGCCCCAUAGACCAGUGCAACCCCGUGCAUGCGCGGGAACGGCUGAGGAACAUCGAGCGCAUCUGCUUCCUCCUGCGGAAGCUGGUGCUGCCGGAGUACUCCAUCCACAGCCUCUUCUGCAUCAUGUUCCUGUGUGCGCAGGAGUGGCUCACCCUGGGGCUCAACGCCCCGCUGCUGUUCUAUCACUUCUGGAGGUACUUCCAUUGCCCAGCGGACAGCUCCGAGCUGGCCUACGACCCGCCGGUGGUCAUGAACGCAGACACCUUGAGCUACUGUCAGAAGGAGGCCUGGUGUAAGCUGGCCUUCUACCUCCUCUCCUUCUUCUACUACCUGUACUGCAUGAUCUACACUUUAGUGAGCUCUUAACUUAGAGACCACGCACGUCGUCAGAGACUGGACAGGAGCGAGCUGAGCUGAGAAGUCACUUGUGCAGACGACUGGAGAAGGGACGGGUGGGUGAGGAGGAGACCUGGCUGACACUGACUGCCUCGGAAGGAAUGGAAGGAACGGAGCGGCGGCAGCGGGAGCUGAGUUAACCGCCGUGUGUUGUCACCUGUGAACCACAGCAAACAUCGCUGUUUCCCGAGUCCGCUUCAUCUCGCAGCUCCCAGCUGGUCCGCUCUGGUUUCCUGGACUGUGGGAGCGGGGGCUGGGAGGCCCGAAGGUGCCUGCUACCGAACGGAACGACCAGAGUCAGGCUGAGUCUGUGGGACCACAGAGGGCCUCAGAGGGCCUGGGCUACCCAAGGCUCUGUUUCAAUCCCUGCCAGGGCCGGCCAUGCCCUUGCCCUCCGCGGAGGGUCCGGAAGGUGCACCAUGGCCUUCGCUGUGGCCAGCGUGACCUGCAGGGUCACCGUGCUCCCCCCUGCGUUGUGAGAGCCCAGCUUAGUGACGCCCUGAGCUGGGUUUGGGGCAACGCGUUGCUAAUAAAGUUCCCCAAAGUCACGGAUGUGGGGUGGGGCGGGGUGGGAAGGGGUAACCAGAGAAAAAUGACUUGGAUAAACAUUGACUGCACGUUCAAGGUGUUACCAGCCAAAGCCAUCACAGCCCCCAAGUGCAAAUCCACCGGUCGGCACUCAUCAAAGCCACGUCUUGCAAGGAACCCCCAGCUGUUCCCAAGGCCGCUCUGAACAGUGGGCACUCGGCAGCUCGGAAAGGAGACGACAUAGUAACAGCUUCGAUUUACGAUGCCGCAUCGUUCAUGCUGCUUAACCAGAGGACGCUCACUUCUUUAGGGUUUUCCACGCGACACGCUCUCCGUUUUGAGGAGGAGCUGUGGCAGGAGGUGGUCAGGAACGUAAAGGCUGAGAUGCGGAAGAUGCUCAGAUUGGGCGCAGUGACUUUUGACCUUAUUCCCCCCACUUCCCCUCUUCCCUCCUGUUUGACACACGGGCUGUUUCUUGUACAUGUGCCCAGCUCCCGCCGGAGCCCCGUGACUCAGGCUCAGGACCGGUGUUGGUGGGACAUGCGUGUGCUAUGUUGGACACACGUGUGCUGUGUCACAGCGCGGGGACAACUUGAGUAUCCGGCCGACCUGGCCGUCUCGUGUAGGCCUCAUCCCUGGCUGGCUGCGUCUCCAUAGGGUUGGUGAACUGGUAGGUAGAGAAGGGCAGGGUUUCCAAAGGGCAUUUGGCUUCUAAAAAUUCUACAGGAAACAAAAGGCAGACGUCUGCCUUCAGAGCCGGGGACAUCGAGGCGGUAUUUCUGGGGCCAGACUCCCCCUCGACCGAUCCCGUGGGCCCGGCUGGGUACGUGUGGUUGGGACAGAGUUGCCUUCAGGGCUGGUUGCCUCGGUCUUUGACGUCAUUCCUCGAGGAGACCUUCGUCCCGAGAAACAAGCCUUGUGUCCAGGCUGCUCACAGCAGUUCUGUCUCCACAGCCGCCUCACAGAUACAGCGGAUGAGGGCAUCCGGGGCCCAGCUCAUCCUCCCCGUGGAGCUGUUGGGUUUAGUUGUGUACUUGCCUCCUUCCAGAAAGAUUUGAAUGAGCUUGUAAUAGCGGACACCAGGACACAGGGACUGCUCUAAUGGGAAUUCAGCUUUAUAACGAAGAUGAGCACAGAGACACCCGUUUCCUGAGAGAGUCUAUUUACCGUGACGGAGCAUUAAAUCCACGGUUUCUCUUAGCGGUAAAUUGCAGCAAUUCACAGUCACACAGCGCUUAACAUUUCACACUUUGCUUUCACUCCUUCUCCUUGGACCCUCCUCUCAAGCCUAAGAAGUUGAUACUGUUCUUUUUCUCUAAGUGAGGCAGCUGAAGCCCAGAGAAGGCCAGUGACUCACCUACAGUCACACAGCAGUCACAGACCUGCCUCUGAAGCUACGAGUACAUUGUCUGACUUUAAAAACCCCAUGUCCGCCCUAGCGGGUUUGGCUCCGUGGUUAGAGCGUUGGCCUGCGGACUGAAGGGUCCCGGGGUCAAUUCCAGUCAAG